Messenger RNA from Pseudoliparis swirei, 4163 nucleotides. It is a transcript of the gene plch2b, whose product is annotated as phospholipase C, eta 2b. Gene Ontology annotation, biological process: phosphatidylinositol-mediated signaling; lipid metabolic process. Gene Ontology annotation, molecular function: calcium ion binding; phosphatidylinositol-4,5-bisphosphate phospholipase C activity. NCBI's taxonomy places the organism in Eukaryota, Metazoa, Chordata, Actinopteri, Perciformes, Liparidae. The transcript has 22 exons. The coding region runs from base 237 to 4067 and encodes 1276 amino acids. The record is from RefSeq and is a predicted model, not a curated record.
UCUUUCUCCGCGAGCCUUCUCUGAUGACACAAACAUAAAUACAGAAUAACCUAUGGCUGCUACACUGGAUCACUGGACACAGGACGAUGAGGAAUGAACCUUCAGGAUGGGAAUAUUGUUCCUUCAUCCAACGUGGGAAGGCGUUAAGUGGAAGAAAAGGAUAUGCCACAUGAGAGAGUCAGUGCUAUCAACAAACUUUGCUCAAGAGCCCAGUAGAAUGAGGUGAAGGUAAGUUAAUGUGGUGUGAAUGGGACAGCUCAGGGAUGAACAGCACCCCGGCGAUGGCACCGCUAUCUCUAGGGCUGAGUGGAAUCCCACCACGCUCCUCUCUGUCACCCAAGACCUUUCAGUCUUUAGGAUCCCUGUCAUCAGGAAUGUUCUCCCCCUCGCUUGCUAAGGGUUCCACUCAUCAGGCAAAACAGGCCUCCAGUCCCUUGAAUUCACCAACCCCGUCCAUCAUGAGCUCUCCAAAACUCUGGCAGAAAGCAUCCAUCUCCAGACUUGCUGAGGAGUUUUUCUGGAUUGGUGGUAGUGUGGUCGCACAGCCAAAUUGGAGACUUGGUCAGAUAGUGGAGAGGUGUAUGUGCACCAUGCAAACCGGCACUCAGAUGACCAAAAUGAAGGGGAAGAAGAAAGGACUGGUCCGCUUCUUUUACCUGGACGAGCACAAGUCCUGCAUCCGGUGGCGGCCCUCCAGGAAACAUGACAAGGCCAAAACUAAAGUGUUACAACCAGAGUGCUGCAAGAAUGAGGACUUAAACCCGUACAAGAUAACUAUUGAUUCUAUCCAUGAAGUCUGCGAGGGGAAGAAGUCUGAGAUCUUCAGGCGCUAUGCAGACAACCGCUUCGACCCAAACUACUGCUUUAGUAUUUAUUAUGGGGAGCGAGUGAAGUCCCUGGACUUGGUCUCCACCAACGCAGAGGAGGCACGCACCUGGAUCACUGGGUUGAAAUACCUCAUGGCUGGCAUCAGUGAUGAGGACAGCUUGGCCCGGAGGCAGCGCACCAGUGAUCAGUGGCUACAGCAGACUUUCUCCGAAGCCGACAAGAAUGGAGAUGGCACCUUGAGCAUUGGAGAGGUUCACCAGCUGCUCCACAAACUCAAUGUGAAUUUACCCAAGCAGAAAGUCAGGCAGAUGUUUCAUGAAGCGGACACAGACGAGAACCAGGGCUCUCUGGCCUUUGAAGAAUUCUGUUUGUUCUAUAAGAUGAUUUCCACACGCAGAGACCUCUACCUGAUAUUGAUCUCCUACAGCAAUCAGAAAGAAGUCAUGGAUCUUCACGACCUCGCACGCUUUUUGGAAAAUGAACAAAAGAUGCGAGGAUUGGCCAAAGAGCAUUUAGUCGAUAUAGUGGCCAAGUUUGAACCAUGUCCUGAGAACCUGCAGCAUACGGUACUCAGUAUUGAUGGAUUGACCAACUACAUGAGGAGCCCUGCAGGUGAUAUCGUCAACCCCGAGCACAGUCAGGUGAACGAGGACAUGACGCAGCCUCUAAGUAACUACUUCAUUGCCACCUCCCACAACACCUACCUGACAGGAGACCAGCUGCUCUCUCAGUCUCGAGUGGAAAUGUACGCCUAUGUGCUCCAGGCAGGGUGUCGCUGUGUGGAGGUGGACUGCUGGGAUGGACCUGACGGGGAGCCUAUCAUUCAUCACGGCUACACCUUGACAUCCAAGAUUCUCUUCAAAGAUGUCAUUGAAACAAUUAACAAAUAUGCCUUCACAAAGUCACCGUACCCCGUGAUCUUGUCCAUAGAGAACCACUGCACUGUGCCUCAGCAAAAGAAGAUGGCUGAGUAUCUGAGAGAGGUGCUGCAGGACAAACUGGUUCUUUCCACUGUCAAUGUGCAUGAAUGCAAGAAGCUGCCUUCACCUGAAAUCCUGAAAGGGAAAGUCUUAAUCAAGGGGAAAAAGCUGCCAGCAAACCUUGAUCCUGAUGCAGAGGAGGGUGAUGUGUCUGAUGAAGACACUGGUGAUGAAGAAGAGGAGGAAGGCGAAAAUGAUAAUGAUAGCUCACAGGGGGGGGGUAUCAUUACUUCUGCCAAUCAAAACAAAAAGAAGAGGCGAUUCGGCAGUUACAUCAUGAGGAGCUUCAAAUGCAAGAGAAAAAAGAGGAUCCGAGUGAGAAGUAAGACGAUGUCUGAUAGCGAGUCAGACCACAGCAGCAGGGAGAGGACACAAAUUGUCAAGAAGAGGAAAACAAUGAGGUUGUCCCGAGCUCUGUCUGACCUGGUCAAGUACACAAAAUCUGUCCGUGUACAUGACAUAGAAACACAAGCAUUCACGAACAGUUGGCAGGUAUCAUCCCUCAACGAGACUGUUAUGAACCAGAUCUUACAGCUGAAGCCAGGGGAAUUGGUCCGAUUCAACCAACGGCAGCUUAUAAGAGUCUACCCGUCCAACUACAGAGUCGACUCGAGCAACUUCAACCCGCAACCAUACUGGAACACAGGAUGCCAUAUGGUUGCAAUGAAUUAUCAAACAGAGGGCCGCAUGCUUGAACUGAACCAAGCCAAGUUUGCAAGCAAUGGAAACUGCGGAUAUAUUCUGAGACCUAAGUGCAUGUGUAAAGCCGCCUUUAACCCCAUGUUGGAGGAUCCUCUUCCAGGACACAGAAAGACUCAGCUAGUGCUGAAGAUCAUCAGCGGACAGCAGCUUCCCAAACCCAAAGACUCUAUGUUUGGGGACAGAGGAGAGAUUAUCGAUCCUUUUGUUGAAGUUGAGAUAAUUGGCCUAAAUUUAGAUUGUUCCAAGCAGCAGACCAGGGUGGUGGAUGAUAAUGGUUUCAACCCAAUGUGGGAGGAGACCCUCGUCUUCAACAUUCAAAUGCCACAGGUCGCUCUGGUGCGUUUCCAAGUGUGGGAUCAAAACCCUCUUGGACAAGAUUUCAUUGGACAGAGGACUGUUGCUUUCAGAAGUUUAAUGCCAGGUUAUCGGCACGUGUACCUGGAAGGGAUGGCGGAGUCAUCCAUCUUUGUUCAUGUCGCUAUCGAUGAUAUAGCUGGAAAGAUCAAACCCAAAAAUGCAGUGCAAGCAGCCAGAAAACACAUUCAAAAAGCAGCUCAGAAGCACAUGAAGGGUCCUCAGAGGCAGCCUUCUCUGGAAUUUUCAGUCCAGUCCUCAGAAGACGGACGUGCUAUGUUCUUCCGCAGGGAUCUGGAUACCAUUUCUCAGGACAGCAGGAAUGGAGAAAUAUUUCCGCUGUCACAAGGGCCAGCAGCCAAGGCUGCCAUCCACAAAGAGGCCAUGAGUGAGCCAGUAAGGCGAGCUCACAGAGUUAGAAUUCAUGAACCACCAGAGACAAGGAGAGGGUUCUCUAGCCAGAUGUCCUCCACUGACUCCCACCACAUUGGGGCUGCUCCCUGUGCGAAGGCGGACAGCUUUGACCUUGAGACCUCACCCCAGCUUUCUUGUGCUGAUGGUCUUGAAAGCCAUAAUCUAAUUCAAGAAGAAUUGGAGAAUGAACCUGAUGAAUCAAACUGUGCUGAUCAGGAGACAAUUCAGAUGUUUGAACCAGGGCAGCCUGAACAAUCUGAGGAAUUUCCAGUGCAAGACAAGGUAACUUCCAUGAAACCUAAACAACCAACAGAAACUCAAAGUCAGGCAGAUUCACUCCCUUGGCCUUGGACCGUACCACUGCAUAUGCUCCGGCCCGAAGCCAAAUUCUCUCCAAUUAUCCCUCCACCGUCACCUGCCAGGGUGAGGCGGACUCUAGAGGCUUCGGCCAGAUCCCGAUCAUCCACCCAAAUACGAACAAAGGCGCGCUCGCGCAGUUGCCCUCGGAAAUCAACUACUUCUCCUCAGACACCAAUGAUGAACCGCCAGCCUGCUAUCCACUGGCAGACGCAACAAGCACAAAAGAGGCCCAUCCCCAACGGCCUCUGCUUGUCUGACUGCACAUCCAGCAGCAGUGACGGCAGCACCGACAGCCUGGAGUUUGUGCCCUCCUGUGUUCCAGCCGGGGCAGGGCAGCGUGAGGGGACCCUGCAGAGGGAGAUGAAGGCCCUUUUUGACCAGAGGAUGAGAGAGAUCCACUGUAAAUCACCGCUUUUUCAAAAUGAUUAAGAUUUUACUGAUAUCUCCAAAGACAUCAAGGCCCUUCCGAAGACAAAAAAAGAGACAACAUAACCACAAAAAGGAGGUUUCGGAGGAAGAAGUUCA